Messenger RNA from Wyeomyia smithii (pitcher-plant mosquito), 2469 nucleotides. RefSeq names its product T-complex protein 11-like protein 1. The transcript has 4 exons. Bases 337 to 1830 code for a protein of 497 amino acids. The record is from RefSeq and is a predicted model, not a curated record. Gene Ontology annotation, biological process: signal transduction. NCBI's taxonomy places the organism in Eukaryota, Metazoa, Arthropoda, Insecta, Diptera, Culicidae.
CGUACUUCAGCCAGUUUAGUCAGCCUGUCCCGCAGUCAGUCGCAGUCUUUGUUCGAUACCGUUAACACGUGCUUGCGGAGAGCGAAAGCGUGUAACCCGUAACGUUAGUGCAUUUUUUUGGUGUAAAGUGUGAUUAUUGAGAAUUUUGCAACCCCUGACCGUCGUUCGUGCCUAGCUGCUGGUUGCACUUACAAUUACAUAUUAGAGGGAUUUGCCAUUCCCUCGUUUUGCACGGUGUCCCAUUUGGCUGAACUAGAGAGGAAAAGUUUCGUACCGGUGCUACCUCGAACGAACAAACGUGAACGCGAAGGGAAAAGUUGAACCUAACGAGAAACCAUGCCAGCUGAUGCAUUUUCAAGAAUGGAUUCGUCGGGAUCGUCCGCGGAAUCCUCGGAGCCAAAGGACAUUCCUGCCAGCAUCGAAGCGGCCCUUCUACGGGCACGAACUGAAAGCGAAGGUUCGGAUAUAUCCGGUCCAACACGAUUUGUCCUGCCCGGCACUUCGGGUAGUCCGCCGAAGAUCCUCACCCUAGAGGAGGUCCAGGAUGUCGUUAAAAACAUCGAAAACAUGACCCUGGCGCACGAAAUUGCCGUUAACAGCGAGUUCAAGCUGCAGCCUUACGAACCCCCGGAGAACUCGAUCGAGCGCGUCAUCAAGGAUACGAUGCACCGGGCCUACUGGGACAUUCUAAGGGAGCAGUUGGGCCGGCAGCCACCCUGCUACGAUAUGGCCAUCCAGCUGCUGGUUGACAUUAAGGACGCCUUCCAAAGUAUCCUCAGCAAGAACAACGAACGAGCGCUGGCCAGGAUCAACGAGAUCCUGGACGAAACUGUAAUACGGCAGCAAGCCGAACAGGGUGUGCUGGACUUCCCUGCGUACGCCAAAUUUGUCAUUCACAUCAUGGCCCUCUCGUGUGCCCCAGUGCGGGACGAGGCUAUUGCCAAACUAAAGGACAUCCAAGACGUCUUAGAACUCUUCCGUGGCAUUCUAGAAAUCCUCGCAAUCAUGAAAUUGGACAUGGCAAACUGCUUCCUUGAUGCUGCCCGAAACGAAGUCAUUGCCAAUUCCGUCGAGUACGAGAAGCAAAAAUUCAAACAGUUCCUUGAGCUGUAUAAGGACGGCUUCCCGGAGACGGAAAAGUGGCUCAAACGCAACAAAGUAACCGAAAGCACUGCCGAGAGCGCCGCUGGAACCUCCACUACGUCCACCAGUGACAACCAGCAGCGUCACUCGAAGGACACCAUCUUCAACGCCUAUCUGGAGCUGAUCGAUUGGAACACUGAAAACGAGUUUCCCGAAAUGCUGGAAAUGGAUCGCGAUCGGGUGAUCGGCCUGCAGGGCCGUGCCUCUCGGCUGUGCACCUGUGCGUCAACCCUCGCCAUUACAUGUGCUGCCAUACCGUCGGUCGCGCAAUCAGUCGAGUUGCGCAAAACACUUGCCAAGGAGCUGGCAAUCCUAGUGCAAAACUGCAAUAACACCAAGGAUCUGGACGAUACGAUCGAGAACGUGUGGCUGCACGUACGUUCCGUAAUCACCAACCGGCUGCAGGAACUGAACCAACCCAAACUGGACGAAACGCUCGAGAGCACGCUGAAAACGCAAAUCUUGCAGAUCGCCAAGAAGGAAUCACCGGUGCGAAACCUGCUCUGGAAGCGAUUGCUGACUUUCACCCAGCUGGUGCUAAGAACCAAUAACGCGAUCCCAGUGCCGCCCGGUUUUCAAGAAUUCGCCGACGACGUCGAAGGGCUGGCGAAAGCUUUCAAACGAAUUUCCUACUACAAUUAUGCCGUGUAUGGCGAGUAUUAUCACGAAAUACUAAACAAAGCUUAGUAAGCUAAACUCGAUUGUCGAGUUCUUCCGUACAAGAUCCUUUCUUGAGGUUGUUUUGUUCUGUGUUUCCUACUGAUUAUCGUGAGGUAGAGUGUUUUUCUAUGCUAAUAAAGAAAAAGUAUAGAUAUUGCAGUGGAGCGUCCAGUUGGUUUGUGAUAGAAAAAAAAAGUGUGCUGAAUAACUGACGAUCGCCUCGGAGUGGACACACACGCGGCAUUUGGGAAGAUCUUUUUCUUUUUUUCAGAGGUGCCACUGUAGAGAAGGAACUAGUCAGCAGCCUGUUGAAAAUGGUUCUAAUUAGUAUUUCGUCUCUAUUCUACAAAGCAUAAAUUUAUAUAUAUAUAUCGACACGUAGCCGGUAAUUUUUGUAGUACCUACUACUUAUAUAUAAUUCAUCAUCAGCAACAAUUAUCUAGUAAAGCGGCGGGAGUAUUACCUACGCUACAUUUAAACAUUAUCCACACGUACUGCUGCUACUACAUUUAAAUCAAUGGGAUGCGACAAGCGCCUUCACUCGGUAAACUAACCCCCCACUUCCUGUGUACUCGUACUACUAUACUACUAUUGAUAAAGUCUUAUCCACCAGACUUGUAAAAUAUUUACUGAUAUAUGUAUGAAUAAAUUUUACAGCAAAACUGA